AUGAAGUUCUCCACCGCUCUCGGCCUGCUCAGCGUCUGCCUCGCUCCGGCAACGGCCCUGAGUAUCUUGGACGACGACAACAAGAUCCCUGGCAAGUCGCCUCUUGAGUUUUGUUCUGGCGACCGCAGCGCCGAUCUCAUCACUAUCGAGAGCGUCGACCUCGACCCCAACCCCCCUAAGGCUGGCCAGGAGCUUCUUAUCAAGGCCAGCGGCACCGUCAAGGAAACGAUCGAGCAGGGCGCCUACGUCAAGCUUACCGUCAAGUACGGCCUCAUCAAGCUCCUGACCCAGACCGCCGACCUCUGCGAGCAGGUUGGAAACGUCGACUUGAAAUGCCCCAUCGAGAAAGGAGAACAAACCAUCGAGAAGACUGUUAAGCUUCCCGUCGAGAUUCCUCCUGGCAAAUACACCGUCCUCGCCGACGUCUACAACGCCGACGAUACCCCCAUCACUUGCCUGACUGCUACCGUCACAUUUGCGCUUGGUGGACUGGGGUUCCUCAACAGCGAGCUGUAA
Messenger RNA from Cordyceps fumosorosea ARSEF 2679, 516 nucleotides. RefSeq names its product phosphatidylglycerol / phosphatidylinositol transfer protein. The coding region runs from base 1 to 516 and encodes 171 amino acids. Gene Ontology annotation, biological process: intracellular sterol transport. NCBI's taxonomy places the organism in Eukaryota, Fungi, Ascomycota, Sordariomycetes, Hypocreales, Cordycipitaceae. Gene Ontology annotation, molecular function: sterol binding. The record is from RefSeq and is a predicted model, not a curated record. The transcript is spliced from 3 exons.